Molecule: messenger RNA, 919 nt
Organism: Hevea brasiliensis (rubber tree)
Lineage: Eukaryota; Viridiplantae; Streptophyta; Magnoliopsida; Malpighiales; Euphorbiaceae
Product: cytochrome P450 81Q32-like
Exons: 1
Coding region: 33-692 (219 amino acids)
Molecular function (GO): oxidoreductase activity, acting on paired donors, with incorporation or reduction of molecular oxygen; iron ion binding; monooxygenase activity
Source: RefSeq, a predicted model, not a curated record
UUGUUUUUUUUUUUUUUUUUUUUCUCCUUCAAAUGAAACUUCAAAAACAUGUUAAGCAGGCCUUUAUAUUGGCCGGAACAGACACAUCAGCUGCAACUUUAGAGUGGGCAAUGUCCAAUUUGCUUAAUCAUCCAGGAGUGUUAGAAAAGGCUAAAGCCGAAAUAGAUGCUGAAGUUGGGCAGGGUCGUCUAAUAGAUGAAUCGGACCUUUCAAAGCUACCAUACCUUCAAGCUAUUAUAACACAAACCCUUCGCUUGUACCCAGUUGCACCCCUCUUAAUUCCACACAUGUCUUCUGAAAACUGUAGUGUGGGAGGAUAUGACGUGCCAAAGGACACAAUACUGUUGAUAAAUGCAUGGGCGAUACAUAGAGAUCCCGAGGUCUGGGAUGAUCCCGAAGGUUUCAAGCCUGAAAGAAUGUUAGAGAAUGGAACUGGAAUUGACAGCUGCAAGAUAUUGCCUUUUGGGAUGGGAAGGAGAGCAUGUCCUGGGAUGGGGCUGGCCAAUCGUGUCGUGGGCUUGACUUUGGGUUCUUUGAUUCAGUGCUUUGAAUGGAAAAGGGUUGGUGUUGAGGAAAUUGACAUGAUGGAAGGCACUGGAAUCACCAUGCCAAAAGCCCAUCCGUUGGUGGCCAUGCGUAAACCACGCCAUUUUAUUGAUGGGGUUUUCACCGGAGAAGCUAUAUCUGGCUAGAAGUGUCAUGAAAACUGUGUUUGGGUGAAAGGAAAAUAAGAGCGAACGGAAAACUUGAGAGGAGAAUAAUCUUACCUUUCACUCGCUUUAUGUUUGGUUGAGAAGAAAAUAAGAAACAAAAUAAAAUUUGAAAGGAAAAUAAAUUUUAAAAUUUACUCUCAUUUUUUCUUCAAAAUAUUUGAAAUUAUAAAUAUAUCCCUUCGGAUAAUAUUUGUACUUAUUAUAUU